AUUCUGUAAAGAAGAAGAACAUAACUAAAGGACAAAUGGUUAAAUUUUCCGUCAAAGCAGCUGGGUUCGUGUUAAUCGUAACACAGUUUCUUCAUGGCACAAAAGCUGAUGAACUUCUAUGUGAGGAGGAUAAGGAUGUUAAUUUACCCCAUGAAACAGAGUGUCAGCUGUAUUAUGACUGCUCCUCCACGAGAGCCCCAGAAUUCGCCACCAGUGAAAGAUACCUCCGCGAAUGCAAAUACCCCCAGCUGUUCUCUACAAAAACAUUCAGGUGUGAGGACUUUGAGAAUGUACAAUGUGGAAGUAGGAUAGAGCGGAAACAAGCAUGUGAGUACCAAGCCAACCUGUGCAAUGGACCAAACUGUGGUGGCUCCUGUAUAAUACAAUAUCCUAGCUGUGCAGAAAAAACAGACGGAGUCCAUCCACAUGGAUCUAAAUUAGGAAGUCCCUGGAAGAUGGAAUGCUACAAAGAAAGACUGAUGAGAACUUUUCUUCCGAAUUCUUUCCAAGGAUGAACUAAAUGAACACGUUAGAUUAGUGCUCAAAAUUACAAUUUUUUUUCUUUCUUACAAAACAAUAUCGCACCAUAUUUUUAAAAAUGCUUGGGUAAUAAAUAAAUUCGAAAUA
Molecule: messenger RNA, 627 nt
Organism: Saccostrea cuccullata (small rock oyster)
Lineage: Eukaryota; Metazoa; Mollusca; Bivalvia; Ostreida; Ostreidae
Exons: 3
Coding region: 36-515 (159 amino acids)
Cellular component (GO): extracellular region
Molecular function (GO): chitin binding
Source: RefSeq, a predicted model, not a curated record